AAUAAAUUUAAAUGUCUGAAGAAGGAGAGGGGGAACUAAUUCUACCCAGAGAAGACCCUGAACAUGAAAGCUUUGUAAUCAAAGAGCAGUUUGUAAAGGAACUCUGGGAAAGCUCUAGGCCUAAAAGUAUGCUUAUUGAGUUCUACCAAAAAUUAUUCAAACCUAAAAUAUUUGAAGAUGAACCUCUUGAUUAUAACAAACUUAACAUUCUUGCUGAGUUUCAGACCUACAAUCUCUUAUUUGCUAAGAAUGAGCUGCUAUUAGAUGAUAUUCAGUGCUGUUACAUUCUUCAGCUUUUCUGGAAUCUCAUUCCUAUUGGAGAGGAUGGGAAAAGAAAAGAGAAUGCUCCUAAGACCCCUCUACCAUACAAAACUUCAUUUGACAAUGAGCUAAUAGAGAGGUACCAAGAAGGAAUCUUUUCUUUGGAAGAAAUCAAAAGAAUCUCAGAGUAUUCCAAAAAGUUCUUUAAUAAUUUUAUCCUGUAUGAUUAUGUCUUCAAUAAUCCUCUGCUACUUGGUACUAAGAAGAACAUUCUAAUUCCACACGACAAACCAAGGAUAGCUCCUAAUUUGGACAAAGCAUUGACCCUUCAAACAGCUGAUGAUGAUACUGAAGAGGAAGAUGAAGGUGAAGAGAGGUUCUAA
This is a messenger RNA of Moneuplotes crassus, 644 nucleotides long. The record is from the annotation of a GenBank genome assembly. NCBI's taxonomy places the organism in Eukaryota, Ciliophora, Spirotrichea, Euplotida, Euplotidae.